AUGCAUGUUAUAGGACUGGAGAAGUGGGCAAAUAGGAAGAAAGUGGUUGAUCUAUAUGUGGAACACAUUAAGAAGAGUUCUUCUGAUGAGAAUGAUUCAGACAAUGAAGAAUAUUUACAGGGUGAAUCUUCUGAGUCUAAAUUUUUUUAUGAUAGUAAAUAUGAUACGGAGAAUUCACCAUCGUAUGAGAAUGCAAUUGAUGGUGAUGCAAACUUUGUUGGGAAGGGAAAAGUUAAAAGUGACAAAGAUAAAAGGGUUGAAAAUAACAAACAAAAAAAGGAUCAAAAUACUCGGGCAACAGGAAUGGACAAUGACUAUAGUUUAGGAGGUGAAGAUUGUGAGUUGAAUGAGAAAAGAAGCCUUAGUGGCUUAUCUGAUGGGGAUGAAGCAAGGCGUUAG
Messenger RNA from Ilex paraguariensis (yerba mate), 399 nucleotides. NCBI's taxonomy places the organism in Eukaryota, Viridiplantae, Streptophyta, Magnoliopsida, Aquifoliales, Aquifoliaceae. The record is from the annotation of a GenBank genome assembly.